AUGGAGAUGGCUGUUGUCAAGAAUUCAGUUGCUUUAUUCAAUCUUGUGUUGGAAAAGAACAUCGCUGUGUGGAGAGCUGGAACAUUAAUUGUUGAAGGAAAGCAAAUGAGUCUUCUUGAAUGGAGUAUUCAUCUUGGUCAUGAUGAAAUUACAACUAUCCUCAAAAGGUCCGUAAAACAUCGUGAGAAGAUUCAGUUGUUGAAAACAAUGAAUUGCAACCAGUUAAAGGAGACUGAAGCACCGAUGCAGGCUUUUGCCGCAAAGGAUCAAUUCAAAAUUGGUGCUGGUGGUUUUUCUUGCGUCUAUGUUGGUCUCAUGAAGGAUGGAAGGGAAGUUGCUAUUAAGAAAAUUUUUGUACAAAGUGAGGAUAAAACAGUCGAAAACGAAAAGGAAAUCAUGAAUCUCAUUGAAACAAAAAACUCUCCAUUUAUAGUGAACUAUCGACAUUUUCACCGUGACGAUACCUUCAUGUAUCUUAUUGUUGAUCUUUGCGAAGAAACCCUGAGAAAACUUGUUCAUGCAUGCAGUAUUGAACAUCUACAAGACCAUGGUCCACAAAUGAUUAGGGAAAUUCUAUCCGGGCUAGAAUUUCUUCAUGGAAAAGGAAUAUUGCACAGAGAUCUAAAACCAUCAAAUGUCCUGGUUGAUAUCGAAGGUCGCAUGAAAUUGGCAGACUUUGGAAUAAGCCGCGUUCUAAAUGAAGAUGAAACGACAGUUGAAACUGGUGCUAAAGGUACUUCAGGAUGGAUGCCACCGGAAGUAAUUGAAGUAAUAGACAAAGAUGAAAAAGGUCGUUUCAAAAAGAAAUCAGAUGUCCAUGUCGCGGGUAUGAUUGCUUUCUUCAUCUUAACCAAAGGUGAACACCCUUUUGGUUCUUCGUUAGAACGAAUGAAAAAUAAUUUAGAGGAUAAUCCUGUCAAUUUGGAGAAACUUUGUGACCCCGAAGCUCUCGAGGGAUCAAAAAUCAAAUGGAAUGGCUCCUUCGAAGAUCUGAAAGCUUUUACCGAGCUGCGCUUGGGUUUAGGAGGCAACUGGACAUCACCUGGUGGAUCAACUAAGCUCUUUAGCAGCGAUGAAAUAACAAUAAAAUACUCGAAGAAAUCGUCAGUAUUAUCAUUCGAAGGCGAAGCUUCUCUGAAAAUCAAAGACCUAGUCAAAGACAUAUAUCUAACUAAUAAGGCAGCAUCUGAACACAAAGCGGACGGUGAACCCUUGACCGAAACGAGAGAGACUGUGCAAAGCGAUUGCGAAUUACUCGAAUCACAAACAGGCGGCGAAGCCAUUGCAAAACAUCAAAGCUCAAAGAUCGGGAAUUUGCAUUUCAUCUCGGAGUCAACAGACAGUAAUUUGCAUACAAACUCACGAGACUGUAACCUGAACACUGAUAAGAUACAGCUAAAUGAUCAAAACUACACAAGUAAUUUAAAUAGUACAAACUUCAACAAAAACCCAAAAGAAGUUUACGAAAUUGAAUCUAAGCUAGAGAAAUAUACCCAGAGUGUUACUCAAAAACUAGAGGCUCUUGCUGAUGAAAUUUCAACAAUUAAAGAAACUAAAGAGAACAAAGCAUAUGCUAUCCUGGUCUUAGAGGACGUUGUUAACGAGUUAAGGAAGGAAAAACUGCAACUUAACCGGGAAAAUAACGAGCUAAAAGAGAAAAAUAGGAACUUGUUCCAAUCUCUGUCCGAAGCUAGAGCUAAAGUACUGGACCUCCAGGAAGAGAAAUCGAGUCUGAUGACCUCACUGAAGCUGGUCCAACGUGAAAAAGUUCUACCGGCGGAGAGGGAGAGAAUUAAAGAACUGGAAACUGAGAACGAUAGUUUAAGAGCAGCUGCAAGAUCCCUACAAGAAGACCUCAAUGAUGGAAGCAAAACACAGAAACGGGAUUAUACCAAAGUAAAGAGCUCUAGUAAAGAUACAUCUGAAAGCGUUUUUGAGUCAAAGAAUCGGUACGAAGUCCUCAGCAUCAGUGAUCAAGAAGACGAUGCCAAUGAUUCUGUGAGCAAAGUAUCUUUAGACAAAACCUUGGAAACUGGUCAUCGGAAUGAGAACACUAACACAACUCAUAAAGGCACAAAAUCCAAGCGAAACAUCCUACUAAUUGGAGAUUCAAUGAUCAAGGAUAUUAAUCCUCACAAGAUAUCAAAAAGCUCAGUUCGAAAGUUAAUAUACCCUGGGAAAAGAGCUGAGGAAAUAGCAAAUGAAUUCCAAAAAGCUCAUGUGCAUUCCUCUCCCACAGAUGUUAUCAUACACGCUGGAACGAAUAACUUAAUACAGAACUCGAGUAAAGAAUGCUGCGACAAUAUUAAGCAUCUAAGCUCCACAGUACAAAACAAGUUUAAAGAUGCCAGAAUCGCAAUAUCUGGCCUAAUAUCGAGAGGAGAUAUUGACGUAGCAACAAAGAUUCAUGAAACCAAUAAAUUACUAUACAAUCUAUGCAAGAAAAAAGGAUAUACAUUCAUCGCAAAUAAGAACAUAGACGAAUCCUGCCUCAAUGGCUCUAAGUUACACCUUAAUACAAAGGGAUCAGCGCUCCUGGCUGUCCAUUUUAUCAAAUUUCUUCGGCGACUUUCACAUCCAACUGUUGAGGAUUUUCCGAAGGAACUUCAUCAUCUGGGGGAGCUUCUGAGGAUGAUCAUACCACAGACGCCAAGGAAAAGAAUUCAUCGUUAG
This is a messenger RNA of Dendronephthya gigantea, 2673 nucleotides long. RefSeq names its product serine/threonine-protein kinase MRCK beta-like. Lineage: Eukaryota; Metazoa; Cnidaria; Anthozoa; Malacalcyonacea; Nephtheidae. Gene Ontology annotation, molecular function: RNA endonuclease activity; protein serine/threonine kinase activity; ATP binding. The transcript is spliced from 3 exons. The record is from RefSeq and is a predicted model, not a curated record. Gene Ontology annotation, cellular component: IRE1-TRAF2-ASK1 complex. Bases 1 to 2673 code for a protein of 890 amino acids. Gene Ontology annotation, biological process: intrinsic apoptotic signaling pathway in response to endoplasmic reticulum stress; protein phosphorylation; IRE1-mediated unfolded protein response.